This is a messenger RNA of Trichoderma asperellum CBS 433.97, 1728 nucleotides long. RefSeq lists its product as uncharacterized. Gene Ontology annotation, biological process: regulation of transcription by RNA polymerase II; DNA-templated transcription. Gene Ontology annotation, cellular component: nucleus. The record is from RefSeq and is a predicted model, not a curated record. Gene Ontology annotation, molecular function: RNA polymerase II cis-regulatory region sequence-specific DNA binding; DNA-binding transcription activator activity, RNA polymerase II-specific; zinc ion binding. NCBI's taxonomy places the organism in Eukaryota, Fungi, Ascomycota, Sordariomycetes, Hypocreales, Hypocreaceae.
AUGUUUGUCUUAAACGACGUACAUCUUCUGGAAGAGAAAUCCAAUACCUAUCCUCUACUCCUCAAAUGCAAAUCUCUAGCGAGAAUCAUUAAAGCCAAGAGAAACCCCCCUUGGCCGACAAUCCCGACAAGAGAUCUGCCGGAAAGGCAGGUUUGCGACAAGCUCAUCGACUGCUACUUGAAGACGACGGAGAACAUACACAGAAUUCUGCAUUUGCCGUCCUUUAGGAGGGACUAUGAAGAACUAUGGGAGCCCGGGGCCUUUCCCGAUAUAGCCUUCGUCGUCCAUCUUAAGCUGGUGCUAGCUCUCGGCACAAUCUGCUAUGAUGAAGAGUUCUCCAUGCGACCCUCAGCCAUUCGCUGGGUAUAUGAAGCGCAAACGUGGAUAUCCGAGCCCGAGUUCAAGGCCCGCCUAGGCAUCCAGUUCAUACAGACUCACAUACUACUACUCCUAGCUCGGGAAGCCGUGGGAGUCGCCAGCGAUUCAGUCUGGGUAUCUGCAGGCGAUUUGGUGAGGCGGGCAAUGCACAUGGGCCUGCAUCGAGAUCCGCACCACCUGCCAAAACGAUCCCUCUACGCCACCCAAAUGCACAGGAGAUUGUGGAAUACAAUUCUCGAAAUGCUCUUGAAAAUGAGCCUGUCGUCGGGCGGCCCUCCGCUCAUCUGCCCCGACGACUAUGACACGGAGCCCCCCGGCAAUUUUGACGACGAGCAGCUCAUGACCGAGGGAGUCGAAAAGCCCGAGAGCGAGUACACCAGCAUGUCAAUUGCGCUUGCUCUUCGGAAGACGCUCCACGCUCGUCUUGCGGUGGCGAGCUUCUUGAACGAUCUUACUUCGUGCGGGACGUACGAGAGGACGCUGGAACUCGACGCCGAGUUGCGAUCGGCUUACAAGAUUCUGGUCCACACUCUCCGCGGGUUCAAAUCCAAGCAAGCAACCGGCGAAGCAGCGUACGGCCCUUCUGAUCUGGACCUGCGAUUCGUCGACUUCAUCAUGCAACGACACAUAUCCGCCCUCCACACGCCAUACUUCAUCCCCGCCCUGCGGCAGACGAAAUACGCCGUAUCGCGCAAGCUCGCCAUCGAAGCCACCCUCAAGAUCUGGGCCGCAGCCUUCCCUUCCUCGGCCAUCAUGUCCCACCGCCACAUCCAAGGCCCUUCUUCUUCCUCCUCUUCUUCCGCUUCAUCCACAUCCAGUCUCAGCAACGAAGAUCUCCUCACGCGCCUCUCCCAAAACGGCCCCGGUUUCUACAGAAUGGCCUCCAUGCAGGCCAGCCUGCUCAUCACCGCCGAGCUCGACACGCAGCUGCGCGAAGAGCAGGGUCUCGUGCCGCUACCUCUGCGGGCGGACCUGCUCUCCGUCAUCCGCGAGGCCCAGGACUGCAGCCUGCGCUGCAUCAAGAGCGGCGAGACAAAUGUAAAGGGAUACCUGGUCAGCUGCGUCAUCACCUCCCACAUUGAAGCCAUCAUGCGCGGUGUCGAUCCGAUUGAGAUUCCGCCCUUGUUUCGAAAGGCUUCUGAAGAGGCGAUGGAGCGUUGCGUACGGAUUUUGGAGGAGCGCGCUGGGCAGAGCCAGGAUGUGGGAGCUGUGGAUGAGGAGGAGGAUAUGGGUAUUGGUAUGCGGCAGCAGAGCCCGGAUUGGGAUUUUUUGAUUUCUGACGCCAUGUUUGCGUAUAACACUGGGCUGCAUGAGCCCAUGAAUUGGUUUCUCAGCGAUGGCACUCGCUGA